AUCUGCUGUCGGCUGAACGAGAAGAGUGAGUCCUCCACCCUCCAUGCACAAGGUCGCGCUCCCCAUCCUCCACCAACAUCCGAGCACCUAAGUAUCUUAUAACCCGAAUAACCUUCGCUUGGUACGUAUCAAUCCUAGUAAAUGAAUACAAGUCGGUUAAUAGGGUAAUCUUUUGUCCGUCGUUUCUUUAAUGGCGUCUGAAAUCCGUCUUAACGCGUCUUCUCUGGCACACCGGAGGCAUGGCGGCGCACUAAUGCUGCAUCCUGAAUCCAACGCAUCCUCCAGCCGAAACACGCAUGGCUAAGGUCUGUCUGUGCAGUAAUGCCCUUUAAUGGGCUUCCUCUUAUUUCAUUUGUACCAGUUAUUCGUUUGGAGAUGAACUGGUAAAUCAAGAUCAGGCGAAGAUCUGACACUGCUGGAGGGCGGCACGCGACGCAAAAGGAAGCAUAUAACCUUUUUUAAUUUAUUAAUAAGGAACCGGGUGGCAUUUACAAGAAACACUUAAGCACUUCGGAUUUUUUGUUUAUUUUUUAUACAUUUUUUGUGUGUGAUCUGUAAUCGGUGCUCCCCGGCGCAUCCCUGCAUCAUGUCCCCGCCAGGUUCGGCUGCGACAGGCAGUGAGAGCAGCACUGCGACCGCGAUAGAGGAGGAGGCAGACAGCCCGAGAGAGGAGCAAAGGCCUUUGAAACAGUCACUGAGCAAGUCCCUGUGCAGAGAAGUGUUCUGGAAAUGCCUCUUGCUGUCCAUGCUCAUGUACGGGUGCAUGGGAGCUAUGGUGUGGUGCCAUGUUACCAAGGUGACUCGGCUAAGCUUCGACAGUGCCUACAAAGGAAAGUCCAUGAUAUACCAUGACAGUCCAUGCUCUGAUGGUUACAUUUACAUCCCUUUAGCAUUCCUUGUCAUGCUCUAUGUGGUUUACUUGGUGGAGUGUUGGCACUGCCAUGCACGUAACGAGCUGCAGUACAAAGUGGACGCAGAAGGUAUCUAUGAAAGGGUGCAGAAAAUGCAACAGGCCAAGCCUUGUAUUUGGUGGAAAGCCAUCAGCUACCAUUAUGUCCGGCGAACAAGACAAGUAACGCGCUACCGCAACGGCGAUGCCUACACCACCACUCAAGUGUAUCAUGAGAGGGUGAACACCCAUGUGGCUGAAGCAGAAUUUGACUAUGUUCAUUGCGGGGUAAAGGAUGUUUCCAAGCAUUUAGUUGGCCUGGAUAAAUCACCUAUCACCAAAUUAAGGUUCACUAAGUGCUUUAGCUUUGCUAAUGUGGAGUCUGAGAACUCCUAUCUUACUCAGCGGGCCAGAUUCUUUACUGACAAUGAAGGUCUUGAUGAUUACAUGGAGGCCCGGGAAGGAAUGCACCUGAAGAAUGUAGACUUCAAAGAGUAUAUGAUUGCCUUCUCAAAUCCAGACAACCACCCCUGGUACAUCUCUAACUAUGUCUUCUGGACAGCUGCCUUCCUCACAUUCUCUUGGCCUUUGAGGGUGCUAACAGAGUACCGCACAGCUUACGUUCACUACCGAGUGGAAAAGCUCUUUGGAACAGAGUACAUCCCAAUGACACCAUGUGAAGAGCAUCCAUACUGCAGGCACAUUCCUAGGGUCAAUACCAUUGACAGCACUGAGCUAGAAUGGCACAUCCGCUCCAACCAACAGCUUGUGCCCAGUUACUCAGAGGCGGGUCUGAUGGAUCUAGCCCAGCGCCCAGGAGGUUUUAGGCAGAACUGUGAACGAUGCCACCGAGCCAUCAGCAGCUCUUCAGUCUUCUCUCGUAGUGCUCUGAGCAUCUGCAAUGCAAGCCCUCGCCUUCCGUUUAGCAGCAGCCGUUUCUCACUCGGUCGUCUGUAUGGCUCACGCCGCAGCUGCUUCUGGAGGAGCGGCAGUCUGGAUGAACCCGAGAGUCCCAGUGAGAACACGCGCUGUCUUUCUGGACACAUAACCACAACUGAGGAUGACCCUCCAGCCUACCAAGAUGCUCUCUACUUCCCAGUUCUCAUUGUCCACUGCAGUGAGAGCUGCCCCAAUCACAGAUCUUUCCACAGAAACAGCUCAUGUGUAGAGACCUCCUUAUGAGGCACACUGAUGCACCAUUGAGGGAUAUUAAUAAUGGAUAGAACAAAUAGAUAUGAACGAACCAACACUAAACUCAAAAUUGACCUGUCACUCAGGAAUCAGUGUCCAUGACCCAACAUUUACAGGCCAGAGGCUGUUUUGGGAUUGGUGCAUUGUUAUAAGACAGACUUUGUGUUUAUGUUGAACUAAGAAUGUCCACAGCACUAUAUUUACCAAAAUGUAAUCAAAUAUUCGGCAAUUUGUCUACAUCAUCAUCGCAUUCACAGCAAUAAUCAGUGUCCUAUGUGAGAAGUAAUAAUUUUUCUAUUACAUGGUUCUAAUUAUAGCUGCAAGAUUCUUAUGUAAUGUUGCAAGACAAGUGUUUCUUUGUCUUGUUAAAUACAGAGGCAUCAUCCUUUACAAAGCAAAUAUCCUCUCAGUGUGCUUUUAACUUUGAUCACAAAGUUAUGUUUUACUGGACAACCUUUCUUCAUAAUCAUAUUGCACUCUAGAUCAUGUAAAAACCAAAUUAUGUGUAUCGAACAAAUUACUUUGAAAGAUCAAGUUACUUUGAAAGUUAAAGUGAUGUACAGUAUAUUACCAUAUAAGACAUUUAUGGUUUACACUCAUGUAAGACAAUGUAUUGUAUACAAGAGGUAUCUGUUGUGUGUAAUUUCGGUGUGAUGUAACUUGAUAAUAUGCUAUGGUAUGCUAGUACCCACCUGUCAUCUAUAGUAAGUAUAAUACACAGGAUAUCUAAAUCUGCAGAAUUGACAUUUUGGGCUAUGCAACAAUUAACCUCCAGUAUAUUAUGCCAUUCAACACACACACACACACACACACACACACACACAACUUUAAAUGGAAUGUAUGACUGUUGUACCUUUUUUAAUUGCUUGUAAGUAACAGACCAACCCAGGUUGAGGACUGAAAUCACACGCUGGACUGGAACUUGUGGUACAUUCAUAAAGUGAGAACUUGGGCAAUGGUUGAAUCCAUUGGAUAGUAAUGUGUUGUUGGACAUAAGUGCAUUACAAAGCAUGGCACAAUGGGGGAAUGGGAUGGGCACUUCCAACUUCCUGAACUUCAAACAGCUAAUCAUUUGGAGUACCCAGUCUCAACCAAUGUCAUUUACUUAAGGGUUGAAUUUUAUUAAGACUUUACUAGUUGUAUCAGGUCCAUGGUAAAUGGAUGGGGUACAUCAAACCUGCUGACAAAAACAUUUGCCCAAAUUGAAAUACCAGAUUCAGAUGUAUCAUCGGUGCUUUGACUGUUGUGUUUAGAAGGAAACUGUUAACACUAGUUAUAUGCUACAUUUUAUAUUGCCUGAAUACUUUAAUCUAAACAUCUAUCUACAACAUUCAGUAAUGGUUACAUUUUUGAAAUUUUUGAAAGUGUGAUGUUAUAAUGAUUUGCUUUACAAAGUUAGCUUUAUAAGAACCCUUCAGAAAAGUGUCUUCUAGCUACAAGUGCUGGCUGGGAACAUAUCACUGAUUGGGUCUGUGGGAAUCACACAAUGUUGCCUUUAUGUAGCACAAACACAAUACACAAUAUAAUCAAAUACCAAUAUGACAUCAAGGUGACAGUAAAAACACUCAAUAAAUCACUUGUGUAAAACCAA
This is a messenger RNA of Silurus meridionalis, 3671 nucleotides long. It is a transcript of the gene tmem151bb, whose product is annotated as transmembrane protein 151Bb. The record is from RefSeq and is a predicted model, not a curated record. The transcript has 2 exons. Lineage: Eukaryota; Metazoa; Chordata; Actinopteri; Siluriformes; Siluridae. Bases 587 to 2071 code for a protein of 494 amino acids.